UGGUGAUAGACAAAUUCUCAUUAGAAAAUCCUCGAAAAAAGUGUUAAAAUUGUAAGAAUUUAAAAAGUCAUUGUUAAUUAUCUAACUUAUUUCGUCUGCCAACAUCCUACUACAUACGGGCAUUUAUCGCAUUUUCCAUUUAACCCUAUCGACCGUAUUUUCGAUUUGUGGUUAUUGAGUCCACCGGCAAGACAAAUGCUCAAAGAGCCGCUGAUGUACUGACAGAAGAGAGAGUGAACGAGUCGGUGAGUGCCAUCUUUUCAAAGCUUUUAUAAUACCCACCUGGAGUAUUUCAAAACGGGCAUACCUUCAGGUACGAGAUGUCAUCAAAUUAGCAUAAAUGAUUUAUAAAUAGAUAACAUUAAUUAUGAUGUCCCACAGCUCUCAUAAGACGGUGGCCUAAAGCAAAACCAAUUUACUGUCGUUAGGGGAUUAUAGUAAACGACUUUUAACAUUAUAUAAAUUAGAAUCGAUUCCAAUCUGUCACAAUCCGUAUUAUGCUCAGAAGGUACGUUGAAAUCGCUGUACAAAUAAAAUGUAAGUUUAUGAAAUCCGAAAUAGUCGUUAACAACCUUGUUAUAUAAAGAAGCUGAACCCGAAGUGUUAUCAUGAAAAUAUUCGUAUCAGGAACGCUGUUUGAAUUUGACGAGGCGACCGUCAAAUGCAGACCGGGGCAUCUACUUGAAAAGCUGCGUAAGAAGCAUUCAGAGCAGAAACAAGUCGUUUCCGCCGAUUCCAAAGAAGUGGAUACUUCACAAACGGACCGACCUUUUGAUGAUAUUCGUGGACUUAUUCGUUCUCCAAAUGCUGAAAUGGAAGCUACAACCGCAGCCAAUACGUCUGCGCAUAUCACAGUGCACGGCCGCUCCACGGAAGCCUUCAAGGCCAUUUGGACGUACUACCAGACGGGCCGGUUACACAUCCCGCUGUGCGUGUGUUCAGGGGCGUUUAAGGAGGAGUUAGACUACUGGGGGAUCAGUACAUCGGAGCUCGCGGACUGUUGCUUGUAUAGAUACUAUGCUUUCAAAGAAGACCAAAAGACUCGUGGCGACUUUCUAAAGGAAUCCAGCGCUUCUCCCAGGAACGCUGCGAAGAAGGAAUCUUGCUACCCGAGGUUGCGAACAGUGACCGGCCGGAUUUGGAAUAUCGUGGAUAACGCGGACGGAUCUCUGGCUUCCAGGUUUUACUUUGGACUGGUAAUAGCGAUGGUGUUAUUGUCCAUUAUAACAAUGGCCCUAAGUACGGACCCUUCACUGCGUCGAAAAGCCUCCAGCUGCGAGAUCCUGGAAUACAUGGACUACACAGACAAUAAAGACACCGACAAGUACAGGGAGCAUCUCGGAAAUCCAUCAUGCAAAAGUUACUUAAUCUUCCUCCCUUUUAUGGCCUAUUCUGCCCAAAACGAAGAGAAACAGGAGGCAGGAUACGAUGGAACAAACGGCAAGUUUGGUGUCAAACCUGGCACUACAGAUCCCGUAUUCAAUAUUCCAACGACGCCGUCAAAAGAUGCAACAGAGAGUAUACCAUUUGAAAGUAUUGCCCCGACUGUUGACAAACCAUCGACAAGUGACCACCCUGUCAACACACAAGAAAGCCAGACACCAAUUUUUUCACCCACACGUCGGACAGAUGUCAUCCCGUGUUUUUCAUCCCUAUGUCCGACAAAACUACCAUAUCGCACUAAAGUCAUCCCACAAUUUAUUUCCGGGGAAGAUGAAAUUGUUAUGUCUGACGGGACCACAGUUCGGGUACCAAAUCUGACCGUCCCAGUCAUGGCCUUAGAUGUCUUAGAGAGCAUCGCGUUGUUGUUUUUUUCCUGCGAUCUGCUUCUUCAGCCUUAUCACGUGUCCAUCUCUGACACUUUUCUUUUUCUCUGUGAGCAAUAUCGUGGACGCAAUCGCACUGGCCUCUAAUUUUGCGUAUGGCUUUAUAGUCCAUUUUUACCGCGAAUAUCGGUAUAUGGAAACACGAUGGCUGGAAGUCCUAACAUACGUUCAGAUCUUUCGAUCUAUUCGUUUGUUUCGCUUGGUUAAAAACGUAAGAACUGGAAAAAUACUCCUUUAUUCCUUGCGCAAGAAUAUGGGUGAUUUUCUUUUUUUGGCUCUGUUACUUUGCGUGGGAAUCGGUUUGUUUGCGAGUUUGUUUUAUUUCGUCGAGACGCGCGAAACGAUUGAAUCGAUUCCGAUGGCUUGGUACUGGUCCGUUAUAACCAUGACUACCAUUGGGUAUGGUGACGUCUCACCGAGCACUUGUCUAGGUCGAGUCGUGGCGUCGCUUUGUGGCAUCACGGGUGUUAUCAUGUUAGCCAUCUCUCUCCCAAUGUUUGUGAACAACUUCGUUAAGUUAAACAAAUAUGCAUCUCUCAACGAGAGCAUAGAGAAUGAAACGCACGCGACCGCAUGUUCAUCGCCCCAUGUUGAAGAAAAGGUGUGAGUUGAAAUUUGUGUAAGUUAUAAUUUGUAAAAACCUCAUCCAUGCACACUUUAUUUAUUGUAAAGAGCGAAAUUACUGAUUUCGGGGCAAACAAGUUUUGCAAAUAACGUUCACACCCCUAUAUAGUGCGUGUACAAUAUCUAAAGAACAUCUGUUCUGUUUGGAUCCUAUUUUUCUGUUAUCACGAACGCAGUUUCCUAGAUUAUAGCAUACGCACCUCAUUCUGUGAAAACAAGGGUUAAUUUCAAAGUAACGAAAACAGAAAUUAAUCAGGAUAUUUUACAAUAUCACUCAAAGUGAAGAUCCACAUUUGUGCUCACUUAGAACAGAAGAUUAAUAAAUUUUAACUUUUUUUAGCUGUCUCUGUGAAAAAGUCACGUGAUGCAGCGGGAAACGGAUGUGUUUUUGUGUGUGUCAGAAUGUGUGCUUAAAUUUAAACAAAGUUUGUGGUGUUUUGAAUAUUCGAAAUAUGUGGGGUUCUAUGCUUCGAUGUCAGAUCUGAUGGGUCGACAUAAAAAUGAUAAGAAAAAAGACCUCAGUAGAAGUGGAAAUAAUAGUGUUAAAACGAACAAUACAAAAAAUACACAAAAAAAGGCCUUUCGAGUGAGACCCAGAAUUCGGACACAUCUUUUCCAGUGAGUGAUACUUGGUAUUACAAACUCUGUGCUUUACGGCGACAAGGAUAGCGAUCUAAACAAUAGCGUUUUCCUUAACACCAGCAAACCCUGCAAUUCACCACACAGCAGCACCAUGGCUGGAGCUCAACCAACGUUACAGGACGUCAUGAUAUCAUUAGAAGGCAUUUCUGGACGACUAAAUUCAGUCGAAAACAAACCGUUUUCGUUCGGACCGACGUAUGGCUACGUUGGAAAAGAACAUCAAAUCCCAUUGGUUGGCUCUCGAUGAGAGAGUAAAAAUAGGUCGAUGAUCGUGAUUCCAAACUGGAAGACUUCUCAGAGGGCGCUUACUAGUCUUUUAAAAGUUAAAAGAAAAUUCCAGCAUAAAAAAUCUCCCAGAAAUAGUGGUGGAAUUGUUAUAUAUAUAUUAAAGAAUUAGCCUAUGAAAUUGUUUUGUUAAAAUUAAUUAUAAUAUUAUUAUCUACUUAC
Molecule: messenger RNA, 3539 nt
Organism: Dreissena polymorpha
Lineage: Eukaryota; Metazoa; Mollusca; Bivalvia; Myida; Dreissenidae
Exons: 4
Coding region: 609-1913 (434 amino acids)
Biological process (GO): potassium ion transmembrane transport; protein homooligomerization
Cellular component (GO): voltage-gated potassium channel complex
Molecular function (GO): voltage-gated potassium channel activity
Source: RefSeq, a predicted model, not a curated record